UCCACUACCUGUCACUAAACUCCCCCAUGCAAAUAUCUCUCUGAGCUCCACGAUGAUUCCACCAAUGCCAACACUCUGCUCCCCGCCAUAGCCCAACUUCUCCCGACCGCCUUACCCCCUUUCCAGCACAACCCAAUUCCAAUCCACCAUUCUUCACACGCACGCACAGAUAUGGCGAUUCACAAGCACCAACCAUAGUUAUUACUCCUCACCUAUUUUGCAGCACACAGAGAGUUACUGGAUUUGCUCAUUGGAUACGUGGCGGUGAUUGCUUGCCUGCCGGGAUUUAUGGAUCGUGAUGGGUUGGAGAUUCAAGCUUCUUUCAAGAAGAAGACAGCGGUUUCAAGUAGCUGGCUUUUGAUGGACCACAGUGGGAGGAGUUCCGUACUGGAUGUCGACAAGUAUGCUAUUAUGCGACGAGUUCAGAUUCACGCUAGGGAUCUUCGAAUUCUGGAUCCUCUGCUUUCCUACCCUUCCACCAUUCUUGGCAGAGGAAAAGUUAUUGUUCUCAAUUUGGAGCACAUCAAAGCAAUAAUCACUGCAGAAGAGGUAUUGCUUAGAGAUCCAUUUGAUGACAACGUAAUUCCUGUAGUCGAGGAACUCCAAAGACGAUUGCCUUUAGCAAAUGCCAUUUGCCAUGGCCAAGCAGAAGAAGAAGAGCACCCGGGUGCUGAAAGCAGUGAAGAAAAUGAGUUUCCAUUUGAAUUCCAAGCCUUAGAAGUUGCAUUGGAAGCCAUUUGUAGUUUUCUUGAUGCACGCACAAGAGAACUAGAGAGUGAUGUUUAUCCAGCUUUGGAUGAGUUGACCUCCAAGAUUAGCAGUCUUAAUUUGGAUCGGGUGCGCAAACUGAAAAGUUCAAUGACAAGGUUGACAAAUCGGGUUCAAAAGGUAAGGGAUGAACUCGAACAACUUCUUGAUGAUGAUGAUGAUAUGGCAGACCUUUACUUAUCAAGAAAGUUAUCUGGGGCAGCUUCACCUGCCAGCGGCUCUGUUGCUCCCAAUUGGUUUCUUGACUCUCCUACUAUAGGCUCAAAGAUAUCCAAGACAAGUAGGGCAAGUGCUGAAACAACUCAAGGGGAGAAUGAUGUCGAGGAGCUUGAAAUGUUGCUUGAGGCAUACUUCAUGCAAAUUGAUAGCACAAUGAACAAAUUGACUACGCUGCGUGAAUACAUUGAUGACACGGAGGAUUACAUCAAUAUCCAGCUUGAUAAUCAUCGAAAUCAGCUGAUUCAGCUAGAACUGUUCCUAAGUUCUGGAACUGUUUGUUUGUCUGUGUAUUCUUUGGUGGCUGCAAUAUUUGGCAUGAACAUCCCAACUAUAUGGAAUGAUGGCCAUGGAUACGUAUUUAAAUGGGUGGUCAUCCUCACAGGAGUAGUUUGCGCAUCCCUCUUCUUAUUCAUAAUUUCAUAUGCUCGGCACAAAGGUCUUGUUGGUUAAUUCUUGAAAUUCAUUUAUCCAAGUUGAAAGGAUAUACACAAUAAAGCUUUGCAAUUUUACUUGCAAGUCUUCGGUGAAUUUGGAGGAGCAUGGUUUA
Messenger RNA from Corylus avellana, 1534 nucleotides. RefSeq names its product magnesium transporter MRS2-I. The record is from RefSeq and is a predicted model, not a curated record. Gene Ontology annotation, molecular function: magnesium ion transmembrane transporter activity. Gene Ontology annotation, biological process: magnesium ion transport. Lineage: Eukaryota; Viridiplantae; Streptophyta; Magnoliopsida; Fagales; Betulaceae.